CGGGAGGUGCCCGCCCCGCUCCGCUCCGCUCCGCUCCGCGCCCCGCGCCCCGCUCCGCCCCGCUCCGCGCCCGCCGCUCCAGCAUGCACGGAGGAUGCUCGCGUCUUGCUCGGGCAGGAAGGGGCCGGAGGGCAGGUACCCGCUGCACUACCUCGUCUGGCACAACCGAGCCCGGGACCUGGACCGGGAGCUCAGCGCCAAGCAGGCCGACAUCGAGCAGCUGGACCCCCGAGGACGCACCCCGCUGCACCUGGCCACCACGCUGGGCCACCUCGAGUGCGCCAGGGUGCUGCUGAAGCAUGGAGCUGACGUGGGCAAGGAGAACCGCAGCGGCUGGACGGUGCUGCAGGAGGCCGUGAGCACCCGCGACCUGGAGCUGGUGCAGCUGGUCCUGCGCUACCGCGACUACCAGCGAGCCAUCAAGCGCCUGGCCGGGAUCCCCAUCCUGCUGGAGAAGCUGCGCAAGGCCCAGGACUUCUACGUGGAGAUGAAGUGGGAGUUCACCAGCUGGGUGCCGCUGGUGUCCAAGAUCUGCCCCAGCGACACGUACAAGGUGUGGAAGAGCGGCCAGAACCUGCGGGUGGACACCACGCUGCUGGGCUUCGACCAUAUGACCUGGCAGCGGGGCAACCGCAGCUUCGUCUUCCGCGGGCAGGACACCAGCGCCGUGGUGAUGGAGAUCGACCACGACCGGCGGGUGGUCUACUCGGAGACGCUGGCCCUGGCCAGCCACGACCAGGAGGUGCUGCUGGCUGCUGUGCAGCCCACGGAGGAGCAGGUGAUGGGGCGGCUCACGGCCCCCGUCGUCACCACCCAGCUCGACACCAAGAACAUCGCCUUCGAGAGGAACAAGUCCGGGAUCCUGGGCUGGCGGAGCGAGAAGACGGAGAUGGUGAACGGGUACGAGGCCAAGGUCUACGGGGCGUCCAACGUGGAGCUGAUCACGCGGACGCGGACCGAGCACCUCUCGGACCAGCACAAGGGCAAGAGCAAAGGUAGGGCGAGGGGCUGCGGUGGGCAGGGGGCUUCACCGGCCCCCAUCCUCACACCACGUCCCGCAGGCAGUAAGACCCCGCUGCAGUCGUUCCUGGGCAUCGCCGAGCAGCACGUGGGGCCCAACAACGGGACGCUGAUCACGCAGACGCUGAGCCACGCCAACCCCACCGCCAUCACCCCGGAGGAGUACUUCAACCCCAACUUCGAGCUGGGCAACCGGGACAUGGGGCGGCCCAUGGAGCUCACCACCAAGACGCAGAAGUUCAAGGCGAAGCUGUGGCUGUGCGAGGACCACCCGCUGUCCCUCUGCGAGCAGGUCGCCCCCAUCAUCGACCUGAUGGCGAUCAGCAACGCGCUCUUCGCCAAGCUGCGGGACUUCAUCACCCUGCGCCUCCCGCCCGGCUUCCCCGUCAAAAUCGAAAUCCCCAUCUUCCACAUCCUCAACGCCCGCAUCACCUUCGGCAACCUCAACGGGUGCGACGAGCCCGUCAGCUCCCUGCGGCACAGCCCCAGCAGCGAGGCGCCCUCGCCCAGCAGCGACUCCUCCAGCGUCAGCAGCUCCAGCUCGCUCACGUCGUGCCGGGUGUGCGAGAUGGACCCGGCGCUCUUCGAGGUGCCCCGGGGGUACAGCGUGGUGGGCACCCACCAGGACACCCUGCGGGAGGACGAGGACGACCUGCUGCAGUUCGCCAUCCAGCAGAGCCUGCUGGAGGCGGGCAGCGAGUACGACCAGGUCACCAUCUGGGAGGCGCUGACCAACAGCAAGCCGGGCACCCACCCCAUGUCCCACGAGGGCCGCCGGGGAGACAGGUUGGACUCCCCAGCACACGGCAGCCCCCCGUCCCCCGGGCAGCCCGUCCCCGGGGGGGGGCGGGGGUCCCGGGGCGCUGCUCCCCAGCUACGCGGAGCAGCUGCGGCUGGCCAUGGCGCUGUCGGCGCGGGAGCAGGAGGAGGCCGAGCGGCGGACGCGGCAGGAGGAAGAGGAGCUGCAGCGCAUCCUGCAGCUCUCGCUGACCGAGAAGUGACCCCGCGCCCCCGCUGAGCCCCCCCCGGCCCGGGGACGGGGAGAACGCGCGGAUGGGGCACAGAUGGGGGGGGGGUGGGGGGAGUGG
Molecule: messenger RNA, 2108 nt
Organism: Cygnus olor (mute swan)
Lineage: Eukaryota; Metazoa; Chordata; Aves; Anseriformes; Anatidae
Gene: ANKRD13B
Product: ankyrin repeat domain 13B
Exons: 14
Coding region: 95-2038 (647 amino acids)
Cellular component (GO): cytoplasm
Molecular function (GO): protein binding
Source: RefSeq, a predicted model, not a curated record